This is a messenger RNA of Pelobates cultripes (western spadefoot toad), 727 nucleotides long. The record is from the annotation of a GenBank genome assembly. NCBI's taxonomy places the organism in Eukaryota, Metazoa, Chordata, Amphibia, Anura, Pelobatidae.
AUGAGACGGCCGCUCUCCCGGGUCUCCGGCCGUCUCAUCCUGGCUCAAGCUCCAUCCAGCUCCGGGCCCAGGGCGGGCUUUCCCCCCCGGAUCGGGGGGGUCAUCCCGGUCUACAAGGGCAUCAAGCAGAGUUUCGGCCUGGCCCUCAACACCCGCCCUGGCAAGGAAUCUCCAGCGAGCGAUAAUCAACAAAAUGGCCGCCGUGCGCCAGCCAUGUGCGCGAACAGCCGGAAUGAACUAGCUGAUUGAAGGGGAAAUUACCAAGCACUAUCAGACCACCAUGACAGCCUAUCCCAGGCUUAUACUGGUGGACUAUGCUGGCAAGAUCAAGGUACAGGCUGUGGGCAAACAAUAAGGGGAAAAGAGGCAUACACAAAACGGGACCCUACUGAACUGCCCUUGUACAGCAGACCCACAGGGGUCACCAGACCCUACAGCUUCCAACCCCAACAAAACAGGCCAGAGGGACCGAAACAACAAGCCACCCACCCUGCAUCCAGUUAGAAAGGGCCCACCCUACCAGACCGGACCUACGACACCAUUACCACCACCAUACGCCAAUGCACAGCGCAGGAUGACUAAACUGCAGCGCCAGGGCACAAGCGGCACCCACCAAGUGAACGCACAGCAGCGAGAGCCGCAGGAGAACUACCUGCUGACCAACUUUGGAGCCGACGCAGGCACAGUCGACCACACAAAUCCUGCUCAACCUGGCGGACUCAUGUAA